GUUUGAUUAAUUAGUUUCGAUAUGACAACAUGUAAAAUACAAAAAUCAAAUCAAGUUUUCAACUAAAAAAAAUUGUUCUAUAAAAACCCCGCCAUGCUUCAUUAGAGGUAUCAGUUAUCUUUUAAAUUUUGACCAAACAUAAACACCAUGAACUUCAACAAAUAUUUCGCAUUCUUGGCCAUUUUGGUCUUGUGUAUUUUGGGUCAACAAGCUACCGAAGCCCAUCAUCACUUCGGUAAAAUCGGACAUGAAUUGGACAAGGGUGCCAAGAAGGUUGAAAAAGUAGCUUCCAGUGUCAAUAAAGUGAAAUCUGUGAUUGCUAAUGGUAAAACCGUGAUUGAGGCUGGUGCCGCUGUUGCUGGAGCUGUGGCAGCUGCUUAAUUUCGAUUGAUAAAAUAGACAUUUAUUUUAGAUUAUUAUACAAACAGUGGAUUAAUUGUGAAAAAACAAAAAUAAGGUUAUUAUUCUAACUUAAAAAAAGAAAACAUGUU
This is a messenger RNA of Calliphora vicina (urban bluebottle blowfly), 491 nucleotides long. RefSeq lists its product as uncharacterized. The record is from RefSeq and is a predicted model, not a curated record. The coding region runs from base 148 to 381 and encodes 77 amino acids. Lineage: Eukaryota; Metazoa; Arthropoda; Insecta; Diptera; Calliphoridae. The transcript is spliced from 2 exons.